Perkinsus marinus ATCC 50983 is the source of this 606-nucleotide messenger RNA. RefSeq lists its product as hypothetical. The transcript has 3 exons. The record is from RefSeq and is a predicted model, not a curated record. NCBI's taxonomy places the organism in Eukaryota, Perkinsozoa, Perkinsida, Perkinsidae. The annotation marks the transcript as partial.
AUGGUCAAUGUCUCUAGCAAUACGGCUUUUAUUGAGGAGGAUGCUACUGUUGGGGAUAGGGAGGUUGAUGAGGAGAAAUGGCGUGAUGAGGUGGACAGGCUCACAGAUGCUCUGAAGGAGUCUCGGGGAAGGUUGGCAGCUGCUUGGGAGGAAGGCGAGAGGCUUGCGGGGCUACUAGAAGAGGGUAAAGAGAGGGCCGAGGUGUUCAUGAGGCAGAGGGAUGGGGAGAGGAAGGGGAUGCGGAUGAUGAUAGACGAUCUGGAGGAGGAGUUGGAGCGGUAUAAGACCUGUCUGGCGGAGCGGGAGGCGACGGAGGUAGAGGCUAUCACGGAGGCUAUACUGAAGGAUGCUACGGAGAGUGCGAUCACUAUGGCGGUGGCGAGGGAAAUGGGGAAGUCUAGUGAGGGUCUGAGGAUGGGCCUGGAGGAGAUGCGGGGUAAACUAUGUGUGGAGUGGGGGGCCAGGGGGUGCCUCGAGGAGACCAACAGAAGGCUGGAGAUGAUGUUGAGGGAGGCCCAGGGGGAAGGGAUGGAGAUACGACACCAGUGUGCUGAGCUGAAGGCGGCAGUAGAGCGUUCAGAGCGGGAACGGGAGAGUGUUUCGAUG